Messenger RNA from Anneissia japonica, 669 nucleotides. Its product is annotated as acid-sensing ion channel 4-like. Gene Ontology annotation, biological process: sodium ion transmembrane transport. Gene Ontology annotation, molecular function: ligand-gated sodium channel activity. The transcript has 5 exons. Gene Ontology annotation, cellular component: membrane. Lineage: Eukaryota; Metazoa; Echinodermata; Crinoidea; Comatulida; Comatulidae. The annotation marks the transcript as partial. The record is from RefSeq and is a predicted model, not a curated record.
GUAGAAACGCUAGGUAAACCCCACGGAGACUGUGACAAAUCUGUGAAGCUUAACAACUACGAAAUAUAUACGGUCGCCGGGUGCUUACUGGAGUGCCGGUAUAAACGCAUUGUCGAAGAGUGUGAUUGCAGACCUAUUCGAUACCCAGGUGAUGAGCCAGAAUGUAGCCCAUUGAAAACAGACGUCUGCGGAGCAGGGGUGCUCGAGAAACUAAAAAACGGAUCUCUGGCAGAAUGCGAGUGUCCAGUUCCUUGUGCGUACACAUCGUUCUCAACGUCUGUCACUUAUGCCGACAUUCCUAACCUAUCUGUAGUUAAUGAAAUCUACAAGCUUUAUGGAAUUUCUGCAACAACCUUCACGAAAAAUUAUAUCUUGCUGGAUGUAUAUUAUGAGGAGCUGAACUUGCAAGUCUUCAAACAAACUCCAGCAAUGACGUUCUCAGCUCUACUUAGUGACAUCGGAGGUCAAUUGGGGCUGUUUAUUGGCGGAAGUGUCAUCACUCUCUUUGAAGUUGGUCAGUACUUUUCUAUGAAGGGUCAUUCUGUUUGCUGUAACAAAAGCAGGUCUACCAAAACUAAAUCGCAUACAAAUAGUUCUGGUGUAUCUGGUCCAGCAUCGGUUGACAGCAAGGGUACUUUCGGUGACAAUGCCACAUUGGAAAUGAUCUGA